Messenger RNA from Trypanosoma theileri, 561 nucleotides. RefSeq lists its product as uncharacterized. The coding region runs from base 1 to 561 and encodes 186 amino acids. The transcript has a single exon. The record is from RefSeq and is a predicted model, not a curated record. NCBI's taxonomy places the organism in Eukaryota, Euglenozoa, Kinetoplastea, Trypanosomatida, Trypanosomatidae.
AUGACUGGUUUUGACACUGCUUGGAUUCCAUUUGCAGUCCUAUAUCUUCUUUACCAAAUUCCACCCACGAUGAUGGAAGUGUAUUCCUACUACAGUCGUGGUGGACUGGUGGGAAUUGAGGACAUAAAAUAUGAUGAUACUUUUACAUCUCAUUUUCAAUGGAAUAUAGAUAAAGAUAUCUAUUUUAAAAGGUUCUGUGAUAGACCAACUAGUGAAGCCGGAAAAGCUUUCUUUUCUUGGCUUGAUUGGAGUAGCGAAUCAUACGAUCGUUCUAUUUACGUAUUGCGAAGAAACCACGCCCGACGUGAUGGUGAAGUGUCGUUUCUUAAACGAUAUGUAUACGGUCCAUUUGUGUUUAACUGGCCAAAGAAGCAGUGGCUACGCGGUGAUGAUAGUUGUGGUAUGCGCAUGCCAGCGUGGGGCGUGGGCGGAGAAGAACGUGCACGCGAAGAGUUUGCGGCAGCGAAAGAAAAGGGGUUUGAUAAGAAUUGGCACUACCAAAUUAUGCGUAAAAUUCGCCGUGAACAGGCAAUGAAGGCAGCGGAACAAUCAAAUGUAUGA